CGCGUCACAAGCCAUAUGGGCAAGUUGCUGCAAUUCCGUGAGGUCAGCAGGGGCCUGUGACACAUAGCAUGGAACUUUUCCUGCCACACUUCCCCUCUGCACAUUGCGGGCAAACUUGCACUUGCUGAUCUCAACCCAACCGUCUGGACGCACAUAAACGCAAAACACCCGCUCCUCAGUGCUCACUAUCCCACACCGCUCCAAGUUCUCGAACUCGUUUUCGGAGCAGUUGUCCUUAAUUCCCACUACCCAUCACAAACCCAUCGCCUCCGUUUCCAUCCCCAUUCCCACGCCUCAAUCAUGUCAGACCUAAAAGAAAAGCUCGCCGAGUUCCUUCCCGCGAAAGUCUUCAAGCCCACCAACGCGCAGAUCCUGUUCCCGGAACUGCAUCGUGAAUUGGAGGCCGACCCGUCGCUCGCAAAGAAUCUGCAGGGGUUGUUUAUUGUUACGGUGCUGUUGAAGGGAGUUAAGAGGGAUGAAUGGUACCUCCUCUUCAACGGCCCCAACAAAAAGCCCAUCAUCUCGCAAACCCGCCCAACCCUCCCAGCGUUCACCAAAUCCACCUACCCCGUCGUGCUGGUCGAGAUCGAAGACGCCGAUAUCCUUAACUUCGCAACAGGCGGUCUGCCGGCCAUCAAAGCGUACACGACGCAGCGGGUCAAGAUCGUUGGGGAUUUGAUGCUUGCCCAGCAGUUGGAGGAGGUGUUUGCGAAGGCGGGGGGCCCGGAUAAGGCUGCUGCGUAUUUGCAGAAGGUUAAGGGGAAGAGCUUGGGGAAGAGGAUUAAGGCGAGUCUUUAGGCGUUGGGAUAGCGGAAUUUGUAUGGCACGUCUUGGUCGGUUUAAUCGAAUACCAGUUUGUUUGUUUGCACAUCACAUUGGGUUCAUACGGGCGAAUCAAUGAUGACCUCCGAUGUUGGAAUGAGCCGUGAUUGCAGAGGGGGCAACAUUGGCCUGCUCCUCAGACAUGAAUGAGAAGGACCUUGAGCCGAGGUGCAUCGGUGGUGCGUAGCCUCCUACCCUGUCUGGCAAAAAUCUAUGGAGCCGAUGCCUUUCCUACCAGCAUUUCCAUUAUAAUGUGAGCCAUAGAAGCAGAGCCGAUAAGGACCUGUUUGCUGUAAUGUCUACGACGUAUUUGGUAUACUGCCAUGUCAAGAACCAUAUGAUUUGCUCCCUC
Messenger RNA from Fimicolochytrium jonesii, 1174 nucleotides. RefSeq lists its product as uncharacterized. The transcript has 2 exons. Lineage: Eukaryota; Fungi; Chytridiomycota; Chytridiomycetes; Spizellomycetales; Powellomycetaceae. The coding region runs from base 301 to 798 and encodes 165 amino acids. The record is from RefSeq and is a predicted model, not a curated record.